Gopherus evgoodei (Goodes thornscrub tortoise) is the source of this 1644-nucleotide messenger RNA. RefSeq names its product digestive cysteine proteinase 2-like. Bases 1 to 1644 code for a protein of 547 amino acids. The transcript is spliced from 11 exons. Lineage: Eukaryota; Metazoa; Chordata; Testudines; Testudinidae. Gene Ontology annotation, molecular function: cysteine-type endopeptidase activity. Gene Ontology annotation, biological process: immune response. The record is from RefSeq and is a predicted model, not a curated record. Gene Ontology annotation, cellular component: lysosome.
AUGGCGAUCUUCGGGUGGAUGCUGAUUCUCCUGUGGUGGAGCUGUUGCUCAGGAGCUGAGGGCAACCUGCAGCCUAUCCCCAAGUUCGGAGAUGUCUAUCAUGUUACAGGGGUUAUCAGCCUGCCCUAUGCUGAAAUCAAUGAGCCCUUCGAAGCCUGGUACAACCUGAGCGGAGGCCAGAGCCGCAUCCAGUACUACCACGGCCAAGUGAUCACGUACCAGCUUGGCUCUGUGCAGCCAUUCGGCGCCAGUUUCAAGGUGACCCCAGAAACCACAGAAACCCAGGUGAAUGUUCGGAAGUGCUUCCGGGUCAAUGGCACGGCCGGGGAUCUCAUCAGCCCGCAGAGCGUCUUCCCCCGCCUGGACGGCUUCAAGCCCGUGCGGGAGGAGUCCUACAAAGGGCAGCUCUGCACCGUGCUGCAGAGCGUGUCCUACUGGGGCCGGAAGAAGAACGUCUACACCCUGUGGGUGGCCAGCUCCGCCGACGGCCCCGUGCCCGUCCACUACGAGAUGCGGGGCUUCAACAGCCUGCUGGGCUCCCACUACGACAAGUACGAGAUCGACUACAGCGGCUUUGCCCGCAGCUACCCGGCCGAGGUCUUCAGCCUCCCACACGGUCUAAAAUGCGAGCACUGGCCCGGCGCAGGGCCGGAGCAUCAGAUCCUGGCCAAUCCAAUGCAGGAAUUUGUCGGGAGAAUUAGAGAAACAGACAGAGUCCAUCACCGGCUGUUCCACCACUACAGGGAGAAGUUCAGGAAAACGUACCGCACCGAGAAGGAGAUGGAACACAGGAAACGUACCUUCAUCCACAACAUGAGGUACAUCCACUCCAAGAAUCGGGCCAACCUGCCCUACAAGCUGGUGCUGAACCACCUGGCCGACCGCACCCCAGAGGAGAUGGCCGUGCUGCGGGGGCGACUAAAGAGUGGGGCCCCCAACAAUGGGCAGCCGUUCCCGUCCGAAGCAUACAAGAGCCUCGUCCUACCAGAGAGCCUGGACUGGAGGCUGUACGGCGCCGUGACCCCAGUGAAGGACCAGGCCGUGUGUGGCUCCUGCUGGAGCUUUGCUACCACCGGGGCGAUGGAGGGGGCCCUGUUCCUCAAGACUGGAGUGCUGACCCCGCUGUCCCAGCAAGUCCUGAUCGACUGCUCCUGGGGCUUCGGGAACCACGCCUGCGAUGGCGGCGAGGAGUGGCAGGCAUACGAGUGGAUCAAGAAGCACGGUGGCAUCGCCAGCACCGAGUCCUACGGGCCGUACAUGGGCCAGAAUGGGUACUGCCACUACAACCAGUCUGAGCUCAUAGCCAAGGUCGCUGGCUACAUCAAUGUAGACCCCGGGAACGUCACCGCCCUGAAAGCGGCGCUCUACAAGCACGGGCCGGUGGCCGUGAACAUCGACGCCUCCCCCAAGUCCUUUGCCUUCUAUGCCAACGGUGUCUACUAUGAACCUGCCUGCGGAAACAAGAGCACAGAGCUGGACCACGCGGUGCUCGCCGUAGGCUACGGAGUCCUGCAAGGGGAGAGCUACUGGCUCAUCAAAAACUCCUGGUCCACCUAUUGGGGUAAUGCCGGCUACAUCCUCAUGUCCAUGCGGGACAACAACUGCGGGGUGAUGACGGCGGCAACGUACCCCAUCCUGGCCUGA